Messenger RNA from Drosophila rhopaloa, 2398 nucleotides. RefSeq names its product soluble guanylate cyclase 89Da. Bases 367 to 2370 code for a protein of 667 amino acids. The record is from RefSeq and is a predicted model, not a curated record. Gene Ontology annotation, biological process: response to oxygen levels; nitric oxide-cGMP-mediated signaling; cGMP biosynthetic process. Gene Ontology annotation, cellular component: guanylate cyclase complex, soluble. NCBI's taxonomy places the organism in Eukaryota, Metazoa, Arthropoda, Insecta, Diptera, Drosophilidae. The transcript has 2 exons. Gene Ontology annotation, molecular function: oxygen sensor activity; heme binding; guanylate cyclase activity.
UGUGAAGCUUGGAAUUUACGAUCCACAAAGUUCAAUCUGGUUAGGGGUAUCAUGGCAUCCACAGCUUCCUCCUCACAUUCGUGAGCACCCAUCCAAUAAAAAUCAAAGUAACAACAAAAGGCAAAGUGUUCUCUGAGUGCUAGUGCGUGUGUAUAUUGCCUUGGGAACUGUAGUCAGCAUAUGCCCCGGAUUGUGUGUUCAUACAUAUAUUGAAUGUGCGUGGUGGUAUAAAUAAAUUAGCCACAGAAAAUUGCUAACUAAAAAUGGACUAAAAGCAACGCAAGCAAUUAAGCUCAGAGUGAAUACAAAACGGAUAACUAAACUGACACAAUUCCAUUGGGACCUGUUGAACAAAAAUUUUCAACCAUGUACGGAAUGCUUUACGAGAGCGUUCAGCACUACGUGCAGGAAGAGUACGGAGUGGAGAUUUGGAAAAAAGUGUGUCACAUCAUUGACUGCAAGCACAACAGCUUCAAGACGCACCAGAUAUAUCCGGACAAGCUGAUGCCGGAUAUCGCCGAGGCUUUGUCCGCAUGCACGGGCGAGUCCUUUGACUUCUGCAUGAACUUCUUUGGCCGUUGUUUUGUCCGCUUUUUCAGUAACUUUGGGUACGACAAGAUGAUUCGAUCCACAGGUCGCUACUUCUGCGAUUUCCUGCAGUCCAUAGACAACAUCCAUCUGAUUAUGCGGUUUACUUACCCGAAGAUGAAGUCGCCCAGCAUGCAGCUGACUAAUAUGGAUGACAACGGAGCUGUUAUUCUCUAUAGGAGCAGUCGCACAGGCAUGUCCAAGUACCUCAUUGGUCAGAUGACCGAGGUUGCCCAGGAGUUUUACGGUCUAAAUAUAAAAGCUUACGUAAUCGAGAGCCAGAACGACAUCAGCGGGGGCACAGCUGGACCAAUCAAACUGACGGAAGGCCCACUGACCGUGAUCGUAAAGUACCGGCUCGACUUUGAUAACCGGGAGUAUAUGGCUAAGCGCGUCAAUACGGACGCCCAUCCUUCGCAGCUUAAGAUGCCUACUGUGAAACUGGACGUGUUUCUCGACCUCUUUCCCUUCACCUUUGUGCUAAACCACGACAUGAAAAUCACACAUGCCGGAGAGAAGAUCGUGGAGACGUGGAUCAUGCACAACCCCGGAGCUAAUCCGAAGGGUUUCAUCGGCACCCAUGUCAUGGACCUGUUCCACUGCCGUCGUCCGAAGGACACCACCAUCGACUGGGAUACCCUGAUCCAGAUGAGAGCGGUGCUCUUCGAGUUCGAGUUGAUCCGCACAGGCCACAACCGAGCCGCCUACGAUGCCGUUCUGAACAUGGACUUUGAGAACUACGACGAGAUGGACCUGAACGAAGCACAAACAAUGGCGCUGGCCAAGGCCAAGGAGUUCAACGAAGCGCACCCGGUGGAUGCUAACGAAGCUUCGGGGGAGGAUGAGAUCGAUCCAGCCACUGGAGAACGUCGAUCUUCCCAGGGCCUGCGGUCUAUCUUGUUGAAGGGUCAAAUGUUCUACAUCAAGGACGUGGACUCACUGAUCUUUCUAUGUAGCCCCCUAAUUGAAAAUCUGGAUGAGCUGCAUGGGAUUGGUCUGUACCUCAACGAUCUCAAUCCCCAUGGUCUCAGUCGAGAGUUGGUGAUGGCCGGAUGGCAGCACUGCUCCAAGCUGGAGAUCAUGUUCGAAAAGGAAGAGCAGCGAUCGGAUGAGCUGGAGAAGUCCCUUGAGUUGGCAGAUUCCUGGAAACGGCAGGGAGAUGAGCUCCUCUACUCCAUGAUACCUCGUCCCAUUGCUGAGAGGAUGCGUCUCAGCCAGGAGCAGGUGUGCCAGAGUUUCGAGGAAGUGUCUGUAAUCUUCCUCGAGGUGUUGAACGUUUAUAAUGAAGGCUUGAACAGCAUUCAGGGAGCCAUGCAGGCGGUGAACACCUUAAACAAGGUGUUUUCGGCCCUGGACGAGGAGAUCAUAUCCCCGUUCGUGUACAAAGUCGAGACCGUGGGCAUGGUUUACAUGGCAGUCUCAGGUGCUCCAGACGUGAAUCCCCUCCAUGCCGAGCACGCCUGUGACUUGGCCCUGCGUGUGAUGAAAAAGUUCAAGGCUCACGACAUGGAAGACGUGGCCAUUCGGGUUGGCAUCCAUUCGGGACCUGUGGUGGCCGGGGUGGUGGGCCAAAAGGUUCCCCGAUACUGCCUGUUUGGGGACACCGUUAACACCGCCUCGCGGAUGGAGAGCAGCAGUGAUCCCUGGAAGACGCAGCUUUCAAAGUUCACCGGCGAGAAAGUCCGCCAAGUGGGCUAUAAAGUAGAGUCCCGCGGCACAGUGAAGGUCAAAGGCAAGGGCGAGAUGGAGACUUUCUGGCUGCUGGAGGGUCCAGAGGGUUAGGGAUUGAUAAUAUUUAAUUCAUCUUAAU